Molecule: messenger RNA, 432 nt
Organism: Hydatigera taeniaeformis
Lineage: Eukaryota; Metazoa; Platyhelminthes; Cestoda; Cyclophyllidea; Taeniidae
Source: the annotation of a GenBank genome assembly
AUGUUGAAGCUCAACUUCUUUGUUUUUGCAUUUGCAGGUAUUUCCAAGUCUGGUCCUUCCAAGGAGCGUAAAAAGAAAAAUGGGGGAAGCACCAGCAACAGUACCAAUGAAGGCAGCAAUAAAGCCAAGGAGGGAAGCACAAACAUCUCCCAUCACGUGACCGCAUUGCUAAAUGCAGGAAACGAUGCCACUAACACAGACCGUGCGGCAGUUUGGAAGGCAGUGAAUGGGGCCAUGGCAAACCUAGUCGUCGCCGCUACCGCCGUCAACAAUGCUGGUUCAGCUGAACACCCUAGCUACCUACUUCCUUCUCCCUUCACAUGUGCUGAAAGUCCUGAAGACGAGGGUAUCGGAACCAUACCACUCUUGGUUGAUGCCUCAUCCACUGCCACAACGGCAGCUGAACCACCUGUGGAAGGGCCACAACAGUGA